AAAUCAAUUUAGGGCUUUUCGCCGGAAAAACAAAAUCGAACGGAACGGCGACGUAAUGGACCUCCCGCCGCCUCAGAAACGAAUCCGCUCCUCCUCCCCGCAGCCACCCCAACCAUUCGACGCCUCAAUCGACCUCUCUCUCCUCGAAGCCCUCGAGAAAUCGCAGCAAAAUGCCAUCGAAACCCUCGACCUUAAAACCUUGAAGAGGCUCGCCCUCUCGCUGGAGCGCCGCCUCAACGCCAACACCGCCGCCCGCCUCAAGUACCCUGACAACCCCGAGAAGUUCGCCGAUUCCGAGCUCGAGCUCCACGAAGAGCUCCAGAAGCUCAAAAUCCUCGCCGGCGCGCCUGAGCUCUAUCCCGACCUCGUCAGCCUCGGCACCGUCAAUUCCAUCGCUGGACUUCUCAACCACGACAAUACCGACAUCGCCAUUGAUGCCGUCACGCUCCUGCAGGACCUCACCGACGCAGACGUUAUCGAGGACAACGAGGAGUCGGCGCAGGUGCUCGUCGACGCGCUGAUCGAGAACAGUGCGGUGGAAUUGCUGGUGCAAAAUCUGUCGCGGUUGAGUGACUCCGACCCCGAUGAGUCGGCCGCUAUUUACAACACGCUGUCGACUAUUGAGAAUCUCAUCGAGGUGAAGCCUUCUGCAUCCGAGCUUGUGUGUGAGAAGACGAAGCUGUUGAAAUGGCUCCAGGCGCGGAUUAAGAUACGCGAAUUCGAUAGUAAUAAGCAGUAUGCUUCCGAGAUUUUGGCGAUUUUGUUGCAGAAUAGUGCUGCGAACCAGAAGAGGUUUGGCCAGAUGAAUGGCGUAGACACUUUGUUGCAGGCCGUCGCAAUGUAUAAGUCGAAGGACCCGAAAAUGGGCGAUGAGGAGGAGAUGGUGGAGAAUUUGUUUGACUCUCUGUGUUGUGUGUUGAUGCCUUUGGAGAAUAAGGAGAGGUUUGUGAAGGCGGAAGGGGUAGAGUUGAUGAUCAUUAUCAUGAAUCAGAAGAAACUAUGCUAUGGCUCCGCCAUCAGGGCUUUGGAUUUCGCAAUGACCAACUAUCCGCCUGCGUGCGAACGGUUUAUUGAUGUGAUGGGGUUGAAGACUGCUUUCCCUGCUUUUAUGGGUAAGGUGCCUCUCAGCAAGAAGAAUAAGAAAAAACAGUCAAAGGAAGAAUUGGAAGAACGCCUCUUAUCUCUAAUUGCAUCCCUAUUUGGUGGAAUCUUGAGGGGUUCGAGAAGGGAAAGAUUGUUAAGCAAAUUUGUUGAAAAUGAGUGUGAAAAGAUAGAUCGGCUUAUGGAACUCUAUAUGAGAUAUUCAGAUAGAGUGAAAGAAGAGACUGAACGGUUUGAUGAGCUUGAGCUUGAUGAUCUUGAGAUUGAUGAUGAUGAGAAAUAUAAUCGGAAGCUGGAAUCUGGGCUCUAUACUCUUCAGUUGAUUGCGGUUAUCCUGGGCCAUCUUUGGACCUCUGAGCACCCUCGAAUGAGAGCAAGGAUUGAACUGCUUUUGAAGCAACAAAAGUUAACUAAGAAUGACCUGAAGAAUAUUCUUCAGGAGUAUCAUGACAACAUCGGUGACCUUGAUGGCCCCGAAGAAAGAGAAAGGGCCCAGUCAAAGAUCUCCAAAUUCAUCUCCGCCUUAUCCUGAUGGCGAGAUUUUUGCUAAUAUCGAUAUUUAGCCAUCCUUGUUGAGAUCCUGUAUUUUGUUCAAUGUAAGCAGAUCUAUGUUUGUCAAAUAUUCAAACAAAUCAGUAAAAUGACUCGUGUGGAAAAUCAAUUAUUCUUA
Salvia hispanica is the source of this 1771-nucleotide messenger RNA. RefSeq names its product ARM repeat superfamily protein. NCBI's taxonomy places the organism in Eukaryota, Viridiplantae, Streptophyta, Magnoliopsida, Lamiales, Lamiaceae. The record is from RefSeq and is a predicted model, not a curated record. Gene Ontology annotation, cellular component: spliceosomal complex.